Papaver somniferum (opium poppy) is the source of this 1059-nucleotide messenger RNA. Its product is annotated as 1-aminocyclopropane-1-carboxylate oxidase homolog 1-like. The transcript has 3 exons. Bases 28 to 939 code for a protein of 303 amino acids. NCBI's taxonomy places the organism in Eukaryota, Viridiplantae, Streptophyta, Magnoliopsida, Ranunculales, Papaveraceae. The record is from RefSeq and is a predicted model, not a curated record.
CAGCAAUUUCGAGAUUCCUGUGAUGAUAUGGAAAGCGUGGACCAAGAUGACCGUCACCGACACAAGGAAAAUAUUGAUGAAGUUCGACGUGCAUCCGGGACUUGGGGUUUCUUUAGAUUGGUGAACCAUGGAAUUCCGUCAACUGUAACGGAUGAGAUUAUUAAAGGUAUUAAAAGAUUUCAUGAGCAAGACACGGAGAUUAAGAAACAAUUUUACUCAAAUGAUCCCAAAACAGGAUGCAUCUUUAAUACGAAUUUCGAUCUCUAUGUAUCAAAAUAUGCUAACUGGAGAGACACUCUAAGAUGUAAUCUAUUAUCUCCUGAUCCUCUUGAUCCUCAAGAAUUGCCAGAUACUUGCAGAGAUAUAAUAGUUGAGUAUUGGAAGCAUAUUAUGAAGUUGGCAAAUACAAUUACUGGGUUGUUAUCGGAGGCUCUAGGAUUAGAACAAGACCACCUUAAAAGGAUUUUCACUGAUUUCAUGCUACUUAGUGGUUAUUACUAUCCAGCAUGCCCUGAACCUGAACUAACCUUAGGGACAAGUAAGCAUUCAGACCCGAGUUUCUUUACACUUCUUCUCCAAGAUCAUAUUGGCGGACUACAAAUUCUUCAUCAGAACCAGUGGGUCACUGUAGAACCCAUCCCUGCAACUCUAAUAGUAAACAUCGGAGAUCUUCUUCAGCUUAUUAGCAAUGACAAGUUCAAAAGCGCUCAACACAGGGUACUAGCCAACCGCAAUGGACCUAGAGUAUCAGUGGCAUGUUUCCUGAAUACAAAAUUCAGUGACAACUCAAAGAUUUAUGGUCCUUUGAAAGAGAUACUAUCAGAGGAGAAUCCCACUAUUUACAAAUAUAUUACGAUGAAAGAAUACACCGACCAUUAUGUUAAGAAAGGACUUGGCGGUGUUUCCGCCCUUGAUCACUUUAAGUUGCCUAGUAAUUAGUUGAUACAGCCUAUGGGUGUCUAUGGUUUUCUUUCUUGGGGUUUGUUGUAAGUGCCUAUGUUUGUUCAAGUGAACGUUUGGUUUCGUGUUAUGCAGUUAUAAAGUAGUUUUUUCCUUCCC